Messenger RNA from Antrostomus carolinensis (chuck-will's-widow), 762 nucleotides. It is a transcript of the gene EVI2A, whose product is annotated as ecotropic viral integration site 2A. NCBI's taxonomy places the organism in Eukaryota, Metazoa, Chordata, Aves, Caprimulgiformes, Caprimulgidae. The record is from RefSeq and is a predicted model, not a curated record. Gene Ontology annotation, cellular component: membrane. The coding region runs from base 1 to 762 and encodes 253 amino acids. The transcript has a single exon.
AUGAAGACACAGAGCCAUAGUAAACCACAUUUUGCUUUCCCUGUCAUGAUAAUCUUUUUUUUGUGUUUGCAAACAAGCGCAAACCGUACCGAUUAUCCCAGGGUUAUAACUGAUACCUGGAAUCCUAUCAGCCAAAACCUAAGUGGAAGCCAGAACAUAACAGAAGCCAAAACAAACCCUCCUCUGAGCAUCAAUUUCAGCAGCAAAACAACCACUUCUGAAAUGCAGACAAGUACUCAGACAUCCUUAUCCUCCACAACGGCCCAAAAUUCAACAUCUUCCCCUGCCAGAAGUGCUGUUUCUGCUACUGGAGGACCCAGGAACACCAGCAAACCCAGGAGUACAACGACAAAAGAAACAUGUGAAGACAACAGGUCUCUCAUACUGAUUUGCUUCAUUAUAAUAGCAGUACUUGUGCUUAUCUGCACCUUCUUAUUCCUGUCGACUGUCAUCAUAGCAAACAAAAUGUCCUAUCUCAAAAAAACUCAGCAAGGAAAGCGGAGGCCCAGGAGCAACGGUGAUAUUCUGGCGACUAACAGUUUAUGGCCAACUGCAGCAGGAACGUGGCAGAGGAUGCCCAAGGAGACAACUGGAACUGACCUGAUAAUGCAAGACUUGGUAUCAGGGAGAGAUGCUGCGAUCCAAAGGACAGCUGAAGAUGAAACUACUGAGAAACUCACUAAAGGAACAGAUAACGAACAGGAAAAUAAAGAACCAAAGUCACACAAACCCAUUUUAACCAAUUUUAUAGUUGAGAUUUAA